CCACAUUAUUCUGUCACUACUCCUGCGAUACAUUGCGCAAACCUCUGCCGCCACACGAACACGUCCCAAACGCGUCCACGCCAUCGCAUUCGACACGCCGACAUAUCGAAAAACGGCACAUAAUCGACCGCGCCAUUGUCGUCACAUCACUCACCCAAUUAUACGCGGCGAGUAGCCCAAACAGGCAAUAUGCCGCGGAAGGCCGCUGCGAAGAAGGAGGAGCCUUCGUCGGAUGAGGCGUCGGCGCAUUCAGAUGUCGAGAUGCAGGACCAGCCAGACGACACAAUGAGCGGCUUCAAGAAGUUUGGCGCGCAGUACAACGUCGAUACCCCAGACUACACAGAUUCCGACACCAACCCCAACACCACAGCAAACAGUGUCGCAGGGGACAACGCGCCACUCGACGGGCGAAAGCGACGCGCCGAAGAGAUGAACAUGCGAAAGAGCAUGUACGGCAAGAAGGCUGAGGGUCUAAGGGCGUCCAAGGAAGACGACACCAUUCGCCGCUUUCGAUACCUCCUCGGUCUCACUGACCUGUUCCGCCACUUCAUCGACACGAACCCCAACCCGCGCAUCAAGGAGAUUCUCGCCGAGAUCGACCGCCAGGAUGCCGAAGAGACCAAGCGAUCCAAGGCAAGCAAGAUACGGAAAGGCGGCGCCGCUGCGGAACGACGCAGAAAGACUGAGCAGGAGGAGGAUGCCGAGCUGGUGCGUGAGGAGAAGCACGGUGGACACAACGAGACUGUUUUCAGGGAGUCGCCGGGCUUCAUCAAGGGCGGCACCAUGCGAGACUACCAGGUCGCUGGUCUCAAUUGGCUCAUCUCCCUACAUGAGAACGGUAUCUCUGGUAUCCUCGCCGAUGAGAUGGGUCUUGGAAAGACUCUCCAGACCAUCUCUUUCGUCGGCUACCUACGCUACAUUGCCGGCAUCCACGGUCCCCACUUGGUCGCAGUGCCCAAGUCGACCCUCGAUAACUGGAAGCGCGAAUUCGCCAAGUGGUGCCCCGAGGUCAACGUCUUGGUCCUCCAGGGUGAUAAGGAUGCUCGUGCCGAGCUCAUCAAGGAGCGCCUGGUGCCUGACGGUUUCGAUGUCUGUAUUACGUCCUACGAGAUGAUCUUGCGCGAGAAGUCGCACUUGAAGAAGUUCGCAUGGGAAUACAUCAUCAUCGAUGAAGCACAUCGUAUCAAGAAUGAAGAGUCGUCCUUAGCACAGAUGGUUCGCAUGUUCAACUCUCGAAGCCGACUGCUCAUCACCGGUACCCCUCUCCAGAACAACCUCCACGAGCUCUGGGCUCUACUCAACUUCCUCCUCCCUGACGUCUUCGGAGACUCCGCCGCUUUUGACGACUGGUUCUCGCAGCAGAACGCCGACUCCGACGCCGUCGUCAAACAACUACACAAGGUCCUCCGACCCUUCCUGCUCCGACGUGUCAAGGCCGAUGUCGAGAAGUCGCUGUUGCCCAAGAAAGAGAUCAACCUAUACGUUGGCAUGUCUGACAUGCAAGUACAGUGGUACAAGAAGAUUCUCGAAAAGGACAUUGACGCUGUGAACGGCGGUGCUGGCAACAAGGAAUCCAAGACUCGCCUCCUCAACAUCGUCAUGCAGCUGCGCAAAUGUUGCAACCACCCAUACCUCUUCGAAGGCGCCGAGCCUGGUCCGCCAUACACUACCGACGAACAUCUCGUUACCAAUGCUGCCAAGAUGGUCAUGCUGGACAAGCUGCUCAAGCGUAUGAAGGCACAGGGCAGUAGAGUGCUCAUCUUCUCACAGAUGAGUCGUGUUCUGGACAUUAUGGAGGACUACUCAGUCAUGCGCGAUUACAAAUACUGCCGUAUCGACGGUUCGACCGCCCAUGAGGACCGUAUUCAGGCCAUCGACGACUACAACAAGGAAGGCUCGGAGAAGUUCCUGUUUCUUCUGACCACCCGCGCUGGUGGAUUGGGCAUUAAUCUGACUUCUGCUGACAUUGUCGUCCUUUUCGACAGUGAUUGGAAUCCACAAGCUGAUCUUCAAGCCAUGGACCGUGCUCAUCGUAUCGGUCAGACUAAGCAGGUCUACGUCUUCCGUUUCGUUACCGAGAUGGCUAUCGAGGAGAAGGUGCUUGAGCGUGCUGCACAGAAGCUGCGUCUCGACCAGCUAGUCAUCCAGCAGGGUCGUUCGCAACAACCUGUCAAGAACGCCGCUUCCAAGGACGAACUUCUGACCAUGAUUCAGCACGGAGCCGAGAAAGUAUUCGCAAGCAAGGGACCCGUCGGUCCAGCCGCCGAUGGCGAACUCGCCGACGACGACUUCGAAGCUGUCAUGCGCCGUGGUGAAGAAAUGACAGAGAAGCUCAACAAGAGGUACGAGACUCUUGGUCUUGACGACCUUCAGAAGUUCACCUCGGACUCAACAUACGAGUGGAACGGCGAGACUUUCCAGCCACGUAAGAAGGAGAUCGGCAUAUCCUGGAUCAAUCCCUCGAAGCGCGAACGCAAGGAGCAAAACUACGGCAUUGACUCAUAUUAUCGAAAGACGCUCGUCACUGGUGGACGAACCGAGAACAAGCAGCCUAGGAUACCUCGCGCGCCCAAGCAAAUAACCAUUCACGACUACCAGUUCUUCCCUGAUCGACUAGCGGUUCUUCAAGAUAAAGAGACAGCAUGGUACCGCAAGGAGAACAACCUGAAAGCUCCUCUCCCAGAUGGUCCGGAUGAAGACCUCGAAGCGCGAGAAGCCGACCAACAACUUGCGCAGCAGGAGAUUGAUGAUGCAGAGCCGCUGACGGAAGAGGAGAAGGCCGAGAAGGAACGCUUGAUCGAACAAGGAUUCCCUGAAUGGAACAAGCGUGACUUCCAGCAGUUUCUGAACGGCAGUGCCAAAUACGGUCGUCAAAACUACGAAGGCAUCUCGGAGGAAGUUGACGGCAAAGACGCCGACGAGAUCAAGGCCUACGCUAAAGUCUUUUGGAAAAAGUACAAGACACUCGACAACUGGCAGAAACAUCUCGGCGUCAUCGAAGAGGGGGAACUGCGUGUACGACAGUCGGAAGAGAAGAAACGGCUCAUUGCAAAGAAGAUUGGCAUGUACCGCAUGCCACUCCAGCAGAUGCAAAUCAAGUACACCGUCUCGACUACCAACAAGAAGGUGUACACCGAGGAAGAAGACAAGUUCCUCGUCGUCAUGCUGCACAAGCAUGGUGUUGAGGGCGAGUUUAUCUACGAGAAGAUUCGCGAUGAGAUUCGCGAGAGUCCGUUGUUUCGCUUCGACUGGUUCUUCCUCUCGCGCACACCGCAGGAGAUUGGGAGGCGAUGCACGACGCUCAUCUCGGCCAUUGUGAGGGAGCUCGGUGAGGGCGAUGUCAAGAAUAAAAAUGGCAAGAGAGGAUAUGAGGACGAGGAGACGGAGGAGGAAGAGGAGGUUGAGCAGCCAAAGGGGAAGAAGGCGAAGAAUGGGGUCAAGAACAAGCAACUCGAUACAGUGAAAGCCAAGGCCUCCCCGGCGAGUGCGACACCGAGUAGGGCGAGCAGUGUUGCUACGAAUGGUUCGGCGACCAAGGGCAAAGGCAAGGGCAAGAAGAAGUAGUGUUGUUUUGGCAUGAAGUGGGUGUGGGAAGGGAAUCGGGGCAUGUUGAUGUGUGUGUUUUUUUGUUUUUGUUCUGGCGUUAUCAAGAAUGGGGCAAAGCGCCCGCUUGAUGCUUUCUUGUAUACUAAGUGUGCUAAGCUUCAGACUACUUCGUCGGUAGAGACGGGGAUGGGAUGGUGUCGUGUGUUAGCGUUGCAUGUGUAGAUUUUUUUUUAAAAGAUGAAUCAAUCGUCUGGUUUAUGGU
This is a messenger RNA of Alternaria alternata, 3808 nucleotides long. RefSeq lists its product as hypothetical. The record is from RefSeq and is a predicted model, not a curated record. Gene Ontology annotation, molecular function: histone binding; ATP hydrolysis activity; nucleosome binding. NCBI's taxonomy places the organism in Eukaryota, Fungi, Ascomycota, Dothideomycetes, Pleosporales, Pleosporaceae. Gene Ontology annotation, biological process: nucleosome organization; regulation of transcription by RNA polymerase II. Gene Ontology annotation, cellular component: chromatin; nucleus. The coding region runs from base 190 to 3564 and encodes 1124 amino acids. The transcript has 5 exons.